Molecule: messenger RNA, 1110 nt
Organism: Calliphora vicina (urban bluebottle blowfly)
Lineage: Eukaryota; Metazoa; Arthropoda; Insecta; Diptera; Calliphoridae
Gene: CIA30
Product: complex I intermediate-associated protein 30
Exons: 3
Coding region: 99-1031 (310 amino acids)
Biological process (GO): mitochondrial respiratory chain complex I assembly; mitochondrial electron transport, NADH to ubiquinone
Cellular component (GO): mitochondrion
Source: RefSeq, a predicted model, not a curated record
UGCCAGCUGUUGAGUGGUUACGCAUUUGUAAAUAAAAUGUGAGUAGAUUUCAAAUCUAUUGAAAUUUAUUAAAAUUAUUAACAAAAAAUCGUUUUAAAAUGUUUACAAUAAUACGAAAAUGCCCUCCGCUCAAACGGCUGCCCAUAAAAACCAUCUGUCUGCAAGAAAAUAUUUUCAACAGUCUAAUUAUACCUGUCACCUAUGUGCACACCACACCGGUAUGUAAGACAUUUUGGGAACGUGAGAAAAAGUCCGGUUACAAAACUUCUUUGCCGGUGCCUUCAAAGAAGAAGUUGAUACUCGAUGGUUUGAGAGAACUCAAAGAAGAAAUUCAUAUGUGGAGCGAAGAAAUGAAAGAGAAAUUAGAAUCAGAUCCAAUUCUAGUAUAUCGACCGGGUGAAACUGAUAUAGUUUUUAAUUUUAAGGAGAAAUCAUCACUAGAUAAAUGGAUAGUUACCACCGACAUGGAUCAUAAUGAGGGAAAAAGUACGGCAGCAUUGGAAUUAAGUAAUUCGGGAGCUGGUCUCUUUCAUGGAGAGGUCAAUUCAGAACAUGUUAAAGAUGGUAUUAUAAAGAGGACAGGCUAUGCAAAUAUUCGUACGAAACGAGUUAGGAAAUCAUUUAAACGUGAGGCUACUUAUGACUGGAGUCAAUACAAUAUGUUGGUGUUAAAAAUACGUGGUGAUGGUCGUAGUUAUUUAAUUAACUUACAUUGUGAGGGCUAUUUCGAUUUAAUGUGGAAUGAUGUUUAUCAUUAUGCCCUGUAUACAAGAGGUGGACCACAUUGGCAAAUAGCAAAGAUCCCUUUUUCAAAGUUUUUCUACUCAUCCAAGGGACGUGUACAAGAUCGUCAACAGGAAAUACAACUAAAUCGUGUUACCCAUUUUGGCUUUUCAGUGGCUGCCAAAAAUGGUAUGGAUGGCCCAUUUAAUUUAGAAAUCGAUUAUGUGGGUCUAGAAUUUGAUCCUAGUCAUCGUGAGGAAUUUGCCUAUGAAAUGUAUAAAACGCCUAAAUAUAUUGUAGCCACAUAAGGCAAAAACUGAGCCACUAAAUAGAAAAUUUGUUUAAUAAAUUGUAAUUUUUGUUUAAUCUGAUUUUAGAUCAGAUCAA